Messenger RNA from Capsicum annuum, 2320 nucleotides. Its product is annotated as probable aminotransferase ACS12. Gene Ontology annotation, biological process: biosynthetic process; amino acid metabolic process. The record is from RefSeq and is a predicted model, not a curated record. Lineage: Eukaryota; Viridiplantae; Streptophyta; Magnoliopsida; Solanales; Solanaceae. Gene Ontology annotation, molecular function: pyridoxal phosphate binding; L-aspartate:2-oxoglutarate transaminase activity; aromatic-amino-acid:2-oxoglutarate transaminase activity.
UUAAAAAAAUAAAUUAGGCGGACAAAAAGAUAAAAUAAAAAUACAAGUAGUAUCUCCUUUGCCACCAUUUUCUCCAAUCUCUUCUCCAUCACUCACCCUUCGUACUCUCCGUCACACAAUCUCCGACGUCAUACUCCGACAAGGGUGACGUCAUCACCACCAUGUCACAGUCAUGACAAACUCACGUGACCGUUCACCAACCAUAACAACUGGCGGCGGAGGUGGAGGAGGAGGAGGCACGACGACGGCGAUGAGAGUAAUAGUACCCUUACAAGGUGUAGUACAGGGUCGAGGUGGUCUUUUCUUAGGUUCAGUUAUACCUUGUGCUCUUUUCUACUUCUGGCAACUCUACCUUAAACGCAACCGUUCUUCUUCUUCUUCUUCUUCCUCAAACUCCGGUGACAAUAACAACGAUGAAUCUAAUGCUUCAGAAAGGACCCAUUUGCCGGAAGUGUCUUCUGGUUCUGGGUUACACAGAGUUCAUUCGCGGAUUUUGUUGUCGCCGAAGGGAGGUACUGGGCAGUGUCAAGUGUCUGCUAGAGCUAAUGCCAUUGUUUCGAAGCAAAUUGAUGGGAGUCCGUAUUAUGUUGGAUUGAAAAGAGCUUCCGAGGAUGGUUAUGAUGAGUUGAGUAAUCCGGACGGUGUUAUCCAGCUUGGAUUAGCAGAAAAUAAGUUGUCAUUGGAUUUAGUUCAUGAAUGGCUGGAAGAAAAUGUUUCAAGAUGGAUGAUGACGACUCAGGAUUCGCAUAUUAGCAGAAUUGCUACAUAUCAGCCAUUUGACGGGUUGUUGGAGUUGAAAGUGGCUGUGGCAGGAUUUAUGUCUCAAGCUGUGGAGGGAUCAGUGUCCUUCAGCCCCUCGCAAAUGGUUCUCACCGGUGGUGCAACUCCUGCCCUUGAGAUACUGAGCUUUUGCCUAGCUGAUCCUGGAAAUGCUUUUCUUGUUCCCUCACCAUAUUAUCCCGAUCUUGAUAGGGACGUCAAAUGGAGAACUGGAGUAGAGAUUAUACCUGUUCCUUGCCGUAGUGCAGACAAUUUUAACUUGAGCAUUGAUGCUCUUGACCGAGCUUUUAACCAAGCUAAGAAACGUGGGCUUAAAGUGCGAGGGAUUAUCAUAUCUAACCCCUCGAAUCCUGUGGGCAAUAUGUUCUCUAGGGAGACGCUUUAUAACCUCUUAGACUUUGCAACUGAGAAGAACAUCCAUGUAAUAUCAAAUGAAAUCUUGGCAGGGUCAACUUAUGGAAGUGAAGAGUUUGUCAGCAUAGCAGAGAUAAUUGAUUCUGAAGAUUUUGACCGGAACAGGGUACACAUUGUGUAUGGUCUCUCUACGGACCUCUCUCUUCCUGGUUUCGGGGUAGGAGUCAUCAAUUCUUGCAAUGAAAAUGUUCUAGCUGCUGUGAAAAAAUUGACAAGAUUCUCAGCCGUUUCAACGCUAACCCAGCAUUUACUCAUCCAGAUGCUAUCAGAUGCAAAAUUUGUACAACAAUUUAUCAAAAAGAACAGAGAGAGGCUAAGAAGGAUGUCUUCUCUAUUUGUCAGUGGAUUGAAGCAGCUGGGAAUUGAGUGCAUCAAAAGUACCGGGGGCUUCUACUGCUGGGCUGACAUGAGCAGGUUAAUUCGGUCGUAUAAUGAGAAAGGUGAGAUUGAGCUUUGGGAUAAUCUACUAAAUGUAGCUAAGGUCAAUGCAACACCUGGUUCUUCCUGCCACUGUGUUGAACCUGGAUGGUUCAGGUUAUGUUUUACGACCUUAAGUGAGAAGGAUAUUUCCACAGUUAUGCAACGUAUUCAGAAAGUUUUGGAGGUACGUAAGUCUCUGAGUUAAGUUGCUAAUGACACAAUCCUUUACAGUGGUCAACCGUAACCAAAGGUCCGAAACUUCUGUAGAGAUUUCAAGGGUCGCGUGUUAUGUGAUUUUAGUGCAUCCAUAAGUUCUCAAUGUUCUGAUAAUGAGAUCAGGAUGCAGCUGGAAACUAAAUACAGAGAAAACAAAAAAUGCCCGAUUGUAAUGCAGAAGACAUUACAAAUGCUCUCCUCUCAAGUGUGUGAAUUUUGACCUGCCUCCGGAUUCUACCGAUUGAAGAUAGGUAAAUUAGCAGCCAAAGUUGAUGCAAGGAGAAGCAUGUAGCAUGUAGAAAUGGCUUCAAAUUCCAAAUUCUUUGUUCAUAGUCAAUAAGUAAGGUAGUAAAUCUUAUACACUUGUUAUUCCUCAUUGUUGUAUAGUUACAGAUAGAUGUAUGAACUCAUUAUUUCUUCACAUUCAUUCUUGUGGUAGCACUAGAUAAUGUUAUUCCAGAAAUGAAUUAAUUUCUUUCAUCUCUUUAAA